Molecule: messenger RNA, 5690 nt
Organism: Cylas formicarius (sweet potato weevil)
Lineage: Eukaryota; Metazoa; Arthropoda; Insecta; Coleoptera; Brentidae
Exons: 6
Coding region: 111-1295 (394 amino acids)
Biological process (GO): sensory perception of smell; detection of chemical stimulus involved in sensory perception of smell
Cellular component (GO): plasma membrane
Molecular function (GO): odorant binding; olfactory receptor activity
Source: RefSeq, a predicted model, not a curated record
UUCAGCUGAGAUGUGUAGGGACUGUGACAUAUGAAAUUUUUCUCCAAUGUGUUUUUGUGGUCCAUUUGCAGCGGCUUAAGAGUUCGAUUUGUUAAGGAUCUACCAAAAGCAUGUCGCGCCGUAACGAUUUUCCAUCCAUGCUGAUAUUCUGCAGGCGCAACAUGACUUACGCAGGUAUUUGGAGAUUCAACAUCAGCAAAAUCCCCAUGCUGCAAGGCAUCUACACGAUUUACUCCAUAUUCGUCUUUGUCUAUUUUCCGAUAUUCUUAACUUCAUUGACCCUUCAGUUCGUAAUUAUGAUGAUGUGUGAUGAGGAGUUCAAAAAUGCCCCGCAGAAUAUCUUUCGCACGAUUACGUUAAUGAUAACUUUGUGGACGGUCGAAGUCAAAGCAAAAUUAAGUCAAACUAGAAUGAUCACCAGGAUUAUUUCUUACAUCGUCGACGAGGAGAAGAAAAUCAGGGAGUGUCUCGACAACGAUGUGUUAUGGUGUUAUAACAGACAAGCGAUGUUCUGCAGAAAAUCCAAUUUUAUACUUUUUUCCGUCACGAUGACAGUGGCGGUCGCCAUGAUAUUGGGCAACGUCAUACAGAGACGGCAGAUUGAUAUCCACAAUGCGAUACACAACGACAGUAUGACAAAACACUUCACUUACGAAUUAUAUUAUGCCGGUCUUGAUCAAAUAUUGUCUGAAAAUUUAUUGGAAAUAAUGAACGACGUGUCCGUUCUAAUAGCUGCCGCACUGGUUUCUUCUACCCAGCUUAUUUUUAUCUCUUGUAUAAUUUUUUCCACUUCCUUGUUGAAGAUCAUGCAAGUUAAAUUCAGGAAAAUGAAAAGUUACGGCGACUAUAUCAUCACUUUGACGGAACUGAUAACAGAGCAUCAGAAUGUUAUAAGUUUUGUAGGAAAAUUAAACGAUGCAAUGAAACACAUCAUACUUCUUGAGUACCUGCUUCAUUCGUUGAACGUAGCUUCGGUUUCGUUGCAGUUUAUAAAAUCGGAACACAACAUAUCAAUGGCAUUUCCGGUAUGCUAUUUCGGACUUCUUGUGGUGCAAACGUUCUUGCUGGGCUGGAACGCCAACGAAGUUAAGGUUCAGAGUUUGGCGAUGGCUGACGCAUUUUGGGAAAGUCAGUGGUACGAGCCAAACUACAAGGCCAAACAGCUAAUGCUCGUUCUGUUGAUGCGUAUGCAGCGACCUUUGGUACUAACAAUUGGACCAUUCGAUGCAAUGACUAUUCAAUCAUCUCUGACUAUAAUGAAAGCGUCGUACUCGUAUGUGACAGUGAUGAUUUGAAGUUGAUGAUUUGUUGUACUGAAUAAAACAUUUUUGAGAAAUGAAAGAUGGUCCUACCGGAAUUCCCAAUGGACCUUUCUUUCAGAAGAGAUCUUUUCGAAAAUGCAACAUUUGAAGGCAUCCUAUUUACUAACUUUUGGGGUAGAAUGCCAAUCUCAGAAUAUGUAUACGUAAGUCAGAUCAAAAAAACUUGUACAUAUCAUAUAUCAUUAUGCCAUUUCAUAAUUAUAUUUAUUGUUCUUUUAAUUAUUUUAUUAUUAAUUGUUAUUAUAUUUUUGAGUAAAAAUUGAAUAAUUUACAAUAGUGAAAUUUACUUUAAAAAACGUUAUUUAAAUAUUACUUGUGUUGCUGAAAUUAAUGUUUUAAAAUAAAUUAAUGACUCUUUUAAAUAAAUUAUUUUGUCCUUGGUUUUCAAAAUAAAUAUAAACAUUAUAUAAAAUCCUUCAAUAAUCUAAAAUUUAAAAUAAAAAAUAAUAACAUUCCGGUUCCAUUAUCCAGUAUUAUAUGAAAUAAGGUCCGAUUGCUUUUUGACCACACCUUGUAUAAUUAUUUUGAUUCUGAAUUCUGCGCAAAUAGUUAUGUAAGCAGCCGUAACUUAACAUAAGAAAAGUGUAGGGUAUACUGUAUCUUAUGUAGUUUAUUGCAAUAUAUUUUAAAUUGAGCCGAUAAAAUAUUAUAAUCCAGUAACACAGAAAUAAUAAAUAUUAAUAAUGUCAAUUAAGAAAAAUAUUCUAGAAAGAAUUGAACUCGUUUCGAAAAUAAAUUGAUGGGUAUAAAAAUAGAAUCAAAUAACGUGAACGCGAUACUUACAUAAAAUACAAUUGCUACAUGCGUCUCGGAAGUCGGAACUACUUUUUUGAUUCAACGGCCAUUUCCAGGCUCCGAUAUCUUUCAAAAAUAAUUAUUCAAAUUCUGCUCUCCAUCUAAUUGCUUUGCUGGCAUGGCAAUUUUGAUAAGAAUUUUUGUAAAAUGUCAAAGAGGCAAAGAAACAAAUAAAAUAUUGGCCUGUCACGUCCCUGAUGAGGCUGUAAAAACCGUGCGACAAUUGUCACGCUUAUAAAUUUACAACAACUUUAUCGUCACUGAAAAAAUAAGCCUCUGGAAAUACAGUCUGGUAGAUCAUAUAUUACAAUCAGAAAAAUCAGAAACACUAUGACACUACCUAGAUUUUCAAUUUGAGAAAUUAUGUUUUCAAUUUUAAGUUCUUGCGUGUGCUGGUUGGUACUUUAAAUAUUGGCCAUAUUUUGUUAGCAAAAAUAGAAACCAUUACCUGUUUUUUUGGUUUUUAAGACAUAAUUAUUAAAAAUAAUGAAUAAUUUUAUGAAUAAUAAUUAUAGAAAAUGCAAUAAUAGUGGUGCAAUAGCUAUUUUUAAUUUUUCCCCAGAACUGUAAGGUUUUAUUUAUAUAUGUACUUUGAUAUGAUAAAUUUUAGAAAACAAUCAUUACGUGUCAAAUAAAUAGCGCCCACUUAGGCUAUUAAAUCAAGAAAAUGGUUAAAACCCAGACUAGAUGACCGCCCAAGUAUUUCAUGUAUGCACCUAAAAUAUAUAGAAAAUAUAAAAAAAUGAGACAAAUUCCUUUCUGUUUACUGAAUGCCUACAACGCAAUAUAUCGAAUAAUGGCGUCCCGGCAUAUUGAUCUAUUGAAUCAUCAUAACGAAUUUGAGAGGACUAUUUUUUCCGAAAUGUCCGAUAAGUGAGAGAAACAUGACUCUCUAUUAAUUUCAUAAUUUUUUGAAAAUAACUGUUUAUUUUAGUGGAUUAUAAAGAAAGAAUUAUGGGGAAACUACAAUCAGACGUAAUUUUGACUGGUUUUAUUAAACAACUUAUUUUGGGUGUUAUUCUGAAAUGAGGUUUUUGAAAUCUUUACAUUAUUUGUGUCGCUUAAUUUAAAGCAAAUGAAAAAUCCACAUUCAACUAUUUUUUCGUUCGCAUUAUUCAAAAUUUCGUUAUGAAAAAAAAACUACCCAAAAUUACAGAGUAAUUCUAAGAACUACAUCAAAUUCCGUUCCAUUUCCAGGCUCGUUUGCAAAACGCUGCUUUAGGAAAAACUAGCUGAAUAAAUGAUCGUAAUUCCGAGAGCUCGCUCUUCCCGGCGAUAAUUUUUACCGACGCCAGCGGUUUCGGCCAGCGUAAUGCGUUUACCGUUCUUAUUUUACCUUUUGUUUGAAACAUUAAAAUUAACACGGAUUUCCUGGUUACAAAAAAGAAGGCGCCAGGGAUUGAAAGAGUUAAAAUGUUGCGUCUUGAAACGAAACUGUUUCAGGUCGCACUGUUGCUAAUUUAUUAUUGUUUCUGUACCAGAAUAAGAUGCCUAUGAAAUGAUUUUAAGGAAAAAAUAUCCAAUAGACCUCCCGACUUUUGAGCUAGAGUGUUUUUAUUAUAACUAUGAUAAUUUCCUAGAUAUUAAAUUUGGCAAAAUUUGGCACAUGCAUAUUUUCUAUCUAUAAGGUGUCCCGGAACGUUUUCCCCAUUUACACAAUACGAAUAUUGCGAGAAGUAGUGGGAGUAAAAGCUUUUGCGUUCAUUGAAACUCAAAGCGGCUCGAUUCCAAUGAAGCGAUUCACCGGUGAACAACGGGGGCACCUUCGGCGAGGUGAAUUAGAUUUUGGGUUAAUAAAUUUGAAAGAAUCUAUACGCAGCCUAAAGCUUGUCCGAGGACUGCGAGAUAUUUUGAAAAUAUUGAACGAGUUCGCAUCACAGAACUCCCGGUGUUCGGAAAAAUUGCAGCGGCCUUAUAUUUCGCCAAAAUGGCUGUUCACAAUAUGCUGUAGUAGAAGAUUAUCCAUUUCACAUUGCUCAUGAGACUUCAAUACUAAACAAUUUCGAAACUUUUGGCGGUAUCUUAUUCCUCAGAAGUUCCGCAAGAGAAAGUGAAGUGAAAGAGAAGAGUACGGGCUGCAAUAGACGCCCCUUUUUUUUCCAAAAUGCCGCACUUGCGCCUACUGAUCUUCAAUACAAUGACAAUUUUUGUGAGAUUAGAACUCGCUAAUUUAGCUGAGAAUACUUGCUGUCAACGUCUGCGAAGAUUAACAUUUAAACGGAGGAUAUUAACGUAAUUUAACUCCCAUGGAGUUACGACAAGUUAGUUACGAUUCCAAGAAAUUUCAACCAGACGAGACAAGGAAUCCGUAACGAAAUUCGGAAUAUCCCUCCACCAUGAUCUGUCGGUGAGUAAUUGCGCAUUUCUGGUUCUGUGUUGAUCAAGUAAAACAGUGCGAAGGAAGACAUCUCUAUCAUUUAUUUCACUUUUCUUAAAAUAAAAUUUGUUCCAAAUUUUGCUACUACAACAUCAGAGACUGGACACACACCCAUGGUAACACAUUAGGGAAGACUGCCAUAUUGGUCGCCAACAUAGGAGAAGGAGGUGGUUGAUGAUGUUUUAUAUUUAAGGAUGCGUUCCAUAGAUGAUCCGAGAAUCUGGAACCAAACCUUCUCACCUUAAUUGAAAAAUGCUUGUCUGGAACAUAUUUUUCUUAUAACGAUCAAAUUUUUUAACAAACUUCGGGAACCGCUUUGAGUUCUCCACUAUCACCAGUCAUCGCGAAUAUAUUUAUGGAAGCCUUUGAGAAGAAAGCUCUCGACACCUUCCAUCCAAAACCAAAAUUAUCGAAACGCUACGUCGAUGAUACUUUUGUUAUUUGGCAUCAUGGUCAGGAAUCUCUAGUAGAUUUUCUUCGAUAUUUGAACUCUAUACACCCUAACAUACGUUUUACCAUUGAAAUAGAAACUAAUAACAAUCUCCCAUUCUUAGAUAUUCCUAUCAAUAGAAAAUCAGAUCUAACAUUGGGUCAUUUUGUUUACAGGAAACCUACGCACACAAACCGAUACCUUAAUGCAUUGUUACAUCACCAUCCGGCCCAAAAAUCAUCGGUUAUCAACUGUCUUGUUUACAGAGCCGUAAAACUUCUGCUCUUCUCUCUAACAUAUUCGAUCCGUUAAAGAGAAAAUUUCAUUUGAGGUGCCAGGAGUUUACAGCAUUCCGAGCAUAUGCGGCAAAGAAUACAUUGGAGAGACCGGACGAAAAAUAUCAACUAGGCUCAAAGAACAUGAAAGUGCCUUAAGACUAAAACAAAUAAACUCAUCAGGUGUUGCCGAAAUCACGAAACCGGUCAUAAAAUUUUAUUCGAUAAAACUAAAAUUAUUGCAUGUAAUCAAUUCUUCUACUAACGAAAAAUCAGAGAGUCCAUAGAAAUCUAUAAGCAACCUAACAAUCUUAACCGUGACUCUGGUCUCUACCUGUCAACAAUAUGGGACCCCGCUUGGGGAUCGCCCCGUGUGUGAGGCGGGGAGCUCUCGAAGCUUGGGCGAGAGACCGGGCCGCGGUGGGCUGGAGAGUUGCUCCGGGAAUGAGGCAGGCGAGGCUUAUGAUGGAUGGGCCCGCCCUCCCUCGGAC